AUGCGAGAAUUUGUUGAAGACAUACACAAGAAAGUCUAUGUAAACGCAAUUCUUCGAGGUCCGGGCCAAGUCUCCUUCUGUCAAUUCAUUUUUAAGCUUAUGUCCAUACCUAUGUCAGCACCUAUGUCAAUUAGCGUCCCUACCAUCUGUCAACAUACCUUCCGUCUACAAUCCUUUAUUAAUUAUUAUAAAAAUCCAGAUCUUGUCAUCAAAGGGAACGAGCCUCUCCCUCCUUCCGUCUUCCCACUCCUUACAGCAGCAUCAACACCGAUGAGUAAUAUUCACUAUAUUCAUCUCUUGGGAUAUUAUAAGACUGCGCAUAGAAACCAUGCCUUGGUCCAUUACGAGGAAGCUUCAUCAUCACCAUACUUUGUUUACAAUCUGAUAAAUAGGCUUAAAUCAGUAAACAUUCUUGGCCAGACUUAUGAAGGCCAUAAUGAAUCAGGCUAUAAUGAAUCAGGCCACCAUGGUUCCUUUAUUCAAGCCAACUUUUACAGAAGUGCAGGCGAACAUAUACUCGCAUACACAGGUCAAAUUCAAUACCUAUUCACACACUCCUUCACUCCACCACCUACCAACAAAAACAAUCGCCAAUUUCUCUUUAUGCAUUAUGAUCAACAUGUUUUUGCUUUCAUUAAAUUGUUAAUACCAGCUGACAAUCAUUCUCGUUCACUUGAAGAUGUUGAUAUUUGUUAUCCCACAUUUUCUCACGACAGCCAUCAAAGCAUAUCGACAGUGCACAGAAUCUUGCUGCAAGUUGCUACUUCUGAGCAUACAGCGCGUCAAAAUAGCUCAUCUCUGAAAGCCCCUUGGGAAGAGAGCCCUUCAGUUCACUCGGGACUGCUAAAACAGCGUCUUUGCCAAAAAUCGUCUUUAACAUCUGGCGCACGAAGAUCAACUUCUCAAGACCACGGGGUUUUCAAUAUCGGGGGCACCACUCCCAGAAUGGUCGCACUAUCUACUGACCAGCGUCGACCAUUCCAAGCUGGUUUGUUAGCUAAGAUUAAAGGUGCUCUUCGCAGUUCCAGACCUUACAGCUUGACGUUUCACCAGACCCACCCACAGACCUCACACAAAACAAUUGGUGGACUCAUACCCUAA
Molecule: messenger RNA, 1101 nt
Organism: Phycomyces blakesleeanus NRRL 1555(-)
Lineage: Eukaryota; Fungi; Mucoromycota; Mucoromycetes; Mucorales; Phycomycetaceae
Exons: 3
Coding region: 1-1101 (366 amino acids)
Source: RefSeq, a predicted model, not a curated record